CUUGAAAAAUACUUUUACAUAUAUAUGGUUCCAAAACCCGGUUAAACUAUUUUUGACAUCAGUACUUUGUCUUUGCAUUUCUAAGCACUGAAGGAAGCGGAGUUGCGUUCGUCCCAAAGAUUCAGCUGUGAAGAUCCAUUCGUUGCCUGUCGGACUGUCGGUCUAUCCCAUCUUCGUUUCUUAGAAGUGAGGAUGAAGAGCAUAGCUUGCUCUUCACAAUAUUGACUUCUCAAUUUGUGAGCCAAGAAAUGGCUUCUUUGGCCUGGCCUACUGCAUCAAGUACUGUUGCUGUUACCAGAUUCCAUCCCAGGUGCCUAAAAUCCCAAAAUUCAGUCUUCAGAUGCACAUUUCCUCAUAUUCGCAUUAGACGUUUCCCUUUUUGUUGCACAAACUUGACCCCUUGGGAACCUUCACCUGUCUCAUAUGCUCCUGCUGACAACAUUGACAGUAACUUCUUGAAAGGAACUACCAACAUAUUUGACACGCUAAAACCUGAUGAUACAACUGAGGUUCCAGUGAUGUGUACCGAAGAGCUUACAGAUGUGGGCAAUCAGCCAUUGGUGCAGUUUAAGUUCCUUAAAUGGUCAAUGUGGCUUCUGGGUCCAUCUCUUCUUCUUGCAACAGGCAUGGUUCCCACCUUGUGGCUGCCCAUAUCUUCCAUAUUUCUUGGCCCCAACAUUGCCAGCCUGCUUUCCUUGAUUGGACUUGACUGCAUCUUUAACCUUGGCGCUACUCUUUUUCUCCUAAUGGCUGAUUCUUGUGCCCAUCCCAAAAGCCUAUCGGAAAACUGCAACAGCAGUGCUCCCUUCAGUUACCAGUUUUGGAACAUAGUUGCAACCAUGACUGGGUUCAUUGUACCCCUAAUGAUGCUGCUUGGUUCUCAAAAGGGAUUACUUCAACCUCAGCUGCCCUUCAUUUCAUUUGCUGUUCUUCUGGGGCCCUACCUUCUGCUCUUAUCUGUACAGGUUCUGACCGAAAUGCUGACAUGGCAUUGGAAGUCACCUGUGUGGCUAGUGACGCCCGUUGUGUACGAGGCUUAUCGUGUGUUGCAGAUGAUGAGGGGUCUGAAGCUUGGUGCUGAACUCAGUGCACCGGCAUGGAUGAUGCACACCAUCAGAGGGCUAGUAUGUUGGUGGGUGCUGAUCCUUGGUGUGCAGCUCAUGAGAGUUGCUUGGUUUGCUGGCUUUGCUGCCAGAGCUCGUCAACAAAAUGCUUCUUCAUUUGCCAUUGACGCAUAACUUGAUUACAAAUCUUGAAGAUUACUGCAGUUUUUAGUAUCUGAAGUGUUGGCCUUUCAUCAGAGGAAAAGUAUCAUGUAAAAAGUUGUGUCAAAUACAAAUGUUUUUAAGUAUAUUAUUGACUUGUAGCUUGGGAAAUGUCUGUAGUAUUCACCUUGUUUUCACUAUGUUUUUGGUAAUUUACUUUUUUCAUAUC
Molecule: messenger RNA, 1434 nt
Organism: Malania oleifera
Lineage: Eukaryota; Viridiplantae; Streptophyta; Magnoliopsida; Santalales; Ximeniaceae
Exons: 2
Coding region: 249-1238 (329 amino acids)
Source: RefSeq, a predicted model, not a curated record